Elephantulus edwardii (Cape elephant shrew) is the source of this 1725-nucleotide messenger RNA. Its product is annotated as thrombomodulin-like. NCBI's taxonomy places the organism in Eukaryota, Metazoa, Chordata, Mammalia, Macroscelidea, Macroscelididae. The coding region runs from base 1 to 1725 and encodes 574 amino acids. The transcript has a single exon. The record is from RefSeq and is a predicted model, not a curated record. Gene Ontology annotation, cellular component: membrane. Gene Ontology annotation, molecular function: calcium ion binding; transmembrane signaling receptor activity.
AUGCUCCGCGUCUUGCUUCUAGGUGUGCUAGCUCCUGCUGGCCUGGGGUUCCCUGCGCCCCCGGGGCCGCAACCCCACAACAGCCAGUGCAUUGAGCACGACUGCUUCGCGCUCUUCCGGGGCCAAACGGUAUUUUAUGCUGCCAACCAGACUUGCGAGCGCCUGCAAGGACACCUGAUGACCGUCCGCUCUUCAGUGUCUGCUGAUGUUAUCUCCCUGUUGCUCAGCGGGGAUGGUGGAGACGGCUCGUUCCUUUGGAUUGGCCUGGAGUUGCCUCCUGGCUGCCAUGACCCUAGACUUUUCGGGCCCUUGCGUGGCUUCCAAUGGGUUACUGGAGAUAAUCGCACCAGCUACAGCAGGUGGGCGAAGCCCCACAGUGCUGGGGAGUCCCUCUGCAGCCCUCUGUGCGUAGGGGUUUCUGCGGCCGGGACCACUGCGCCGGGAGAGCUGGUCUGGAAAGAGCAGCCGUGCUCCUCCGUAGCUCAGGGCUUUCUCUGCGAGUUCCACUUCUCAGCCUCCUGUAGGCCCUUGGCGGUGGAGCCUGGAGGUAGAGUGGCCGCCAACAUCUCUUACACCUACAGCACCCCCUUCGGCGCCCGCGGCAUGGACUUCCAGACGCUGCCGGUGGGCAGUUCUGCUUCCGUGGCCGCCCUUGGUGCGGAGCUGGUGUGCUCAGAGUCUCCUCCUGGGACAGCCGAGGCGCGCUGGGACCGGGUGGCUCCAGGCGCUUGGGACUGCGCGGUGGAAAACGGAGGCUGUGAGCACGAAUGUGAAGGGGACGCUGGCCUGCCGCGCUGCCUGUGCCCGGCCGAGAGGGCUCUGCAGGCCGACGGGCGCUCCUGCGAGGCCCACUCUUGCAACAGCCUCUGCGACCACUUCUGUGUCCUCCGGGACAGCGACGCGACGGACGGCGCCUACACGUGUAUGUGCGAGACAGGUUUCCAGCUAGCAGCCGAUCAGCACACGUGCGAGGACGUGGACGACUGUAUGCUGGUGCCCAGUCCGUGCCCGCAGCUCUGCGUCAACAAGCUGGGCGGCUUCGAUUGCCAUUGCCACCCUGGCUACGAGUUGGUGGACGGUGAAUGUGUGGAGCUCCCCGACCCGUGCUUUGGCACUAACUGUGAGUACCAGUGUGAGCAGGUGGGCAGGGAUGGCUACCGCUGCGUCUGUGCUGAGGGCUUCGCCCCUAGCCCCAAGGACCCGCACCGGUGUCAGCUGUUCUGCAACCAGACUUCGUGCCCCGCCGACUGUGAUCCCCACUUUCCUGAAAGCUGUCAUUGCCCCGAUGGCUACAUCCUAGACGAAGGUUCCGUGUGUGCAGACAUUGAUGAAUGCAGCAACAACGACUGCCCCGGCCUCUGCCGCAACCUCCCAGGUAGCUAUGAGUGCAUCUGUGGGCCCGACUCUGCCUUUGCUGGCCAGACUGGCACCGACUGUGACUCCUUCAGCGACAAGGACGACGACGUUGGCUCUGGAGAAGGCCCAGCCAGCCCGACGCCCAGCCCCACCACAGAACCUCAGUCCUUGGGGCCUGUGCAUUCUGGGGUUCUGAUUGGCAUCUCCAUUGCUAGCUUGUCCCUGCUUGUGGCGCUUUUGGCGCUGCUCUGCCACCUGAGUAAGAAGCAGGGCUCCAUGCAAACCGAGCUCGAGUACAAGUGUGCUACCCCCACCAAGGAGGUGAUGCUAAAGCGCGUUCGCACAGAGCCCAUACUUCAGAAACUCUAA